AGGUGCUCAGAGUGUGAAGCUGAGCUGAGAGGCCACCACAGCCAUCCUCACCAGGGUAACGCUUCAGCUUCCUGCCAUUUAAGACCUAGGCAAUAAUCCCACAGGGUUGAACUGUUUGGAAGAUGAAGCAGUGGCUGCAGCUGCUGUUCUUUCCCUGUGUUUCCUUGAUCUGGCACACAGAGGCAGAGUUCUUCACCUCCAUAGGUCAAAUGACCGACCUGAUCUACGCAGAGAAAGACUUGGUGCAGUCAUUAAAGGAGUAUAUCCGAGCAGAAGAGAGCAAGCUUGCUCAGAUUAAAAGCUGGGCUGAGAAAAUGGAUCUUCUGACUAGCAAAUCAACCUCUGAUCCUGAAGGGUACCUGGCACAUCCUGUCAAUGCAUACAAGCUGGUGAAGCGUUUGAAUACUGACUGGCCGGAACUGGAAAACUUAGUUCUUCAGGAUACAACAAAUGGCUUUAUUGCAAAUCUUACAAUUCAGCGGCAGUUUUUCCCGACUGAAGAAGAUGAGACUGGAGCAGCAAAGGCUCUGAUGCGCCUGCAGGACACCUACAAGCUGGAUUCUGAAACACUCUCUCGUGGAAAUCUGCCAGGAGCAAAAUACAGAUCCACUUUGACAGUAGGUGACUGCUUUGGCAUGGGGAAGACUGCUUACAACGAUGGGGACUACUACCACACAGUGCUGUGGAUGGAGCAAGCCCUGAAACAACAUGAUGAGGGGGAGGAUACAACAGUCAGCAAAGUGGAGAUCCUCGAUUAUCUCAGCUAUGCUGUGUUUCAGUUUGGGGAUUUACACAGAGCUGUGGAGCUCACCAGACGUCUGAUAUCCCUUGACAGUACCCAUGAGAGAGCAGGCAGCAAUCUGCGGUACUUUGAGAAGCUGCUGGAGAAGGAGAGAGAGGAGGAGGAGAAAGAGAAGUCAAACAAGACCAUGCCAACUACAGAACCAGUGGUGCAAGGUGGUGCUUAUGAGAGGCCUCUGGACUACCUACCAGAGCGUGACAUCUACGAGGCCCUUUGCAGGGGUGAAGGAGUGAAGAUGACACCUCGGAGACAGAAAAGGCUGUUCUGCAGGUACCAUGAUGGAAACAGAAACCCUCACCUGCUCAUAGCUCCCUUCAAGGAGGAAGAUGAGUGGGACAGCCCUCACAUCGUCCGCUACUAUGAGGUCAUGUCUGAUGAAGAAAUAGAGAAGAUCAAACAACUAGCCAAGCCAAAGCUGGCACGAGCCACAGUCCGCGAUCCCAAAACCGGCGUCCUUACAGUGGCUAGCUACAGGGUAUCCAAAAGCUCCUGGCUGGAGGAAGAUGAUGAUCCUGUUGUGGCCAAGGUCAAUCAAAGAAUGCAGCAGAUCACAGGGCUAACAGUGGAAACAGCUGAACUGUUGCAGGUUGCCAACUAUGGAAUGGGAGGACAGUAUGAGCCACACUUUGAUUUUUCUAGGAAGGAUGAGCCAGAUGCUUUCAAGCGGUUAGGGACUGGAAAUCGUGUGGCCACUUUUUUAAACUAUGUACCAAGCAGGAGGACACCAGAGUGGUAAUGACAUCUGCUUUAAACAGAAAUCCAAGUUACAAUAGAGAAUGUGGGGGCUUGGGGAGAGCAUAUUCAUUGAAGUGCUGCUGUGUGUGUUUGGUGGGAGCUUGAUCUGAUGCAUUUCUUUCUGUUAAACUCUCAUCCAAAACUUCCUGAAGUCAGUGGAAAGGCAAAUAUUAAUGGGAGUUUUUCCAGGAACUUUCAGUUUUGGAUCAAGUCAUAGAAUUGUAGAAUCAACCAGGUUGGAAGAGACCUCCAAGCUUGUACAGUCCAACCUAUCACCCAGCCCUAUCCAGUCAACCAGACCAUGGUACUAAGUGCCUCAUCCAGGCUUUUCAUCAACAUCUCCAGGGAUGGGGAUUCCUCCACCUCCCUGGGCAGCCCAUUCCAAUGACAGUCACUCUUUCUGGGAAGAACUUACUGCUAACAUCCAGUCUAUACCUCCCUGGGCACAACUUUAAGCUGUGUCCCCUUGUUCUGUUGCUGGUUGCCUGGGAGAAGAGACCAACCCCACCUGGCUACAGCCUCCCUUCAGUCUAGAGUUUAUAGUGAAUCCAUCCUUACUGAGGAAUUCAGUAAGGUUAAAGGACUUGUGAUGGGACAAGGGGCAAUGGCUUAUAUCUUGAAGAGGGGAGGUUUAGACUGGAAAUUAGGGAGAAAUUCUUUCCAGUGAGUGUGAUGAGACACUAGAACAGGCUACUCAGGGAGGUUGUGGAUGCCCCCUGCCUGGAGGUGUUCAAGGCCAUGUUUGAGGUCAUGAGCAUCGUGGUUUACUGGGAGGUGUCCCUGUCCAUGGCAGGGAGGUUGGAACUGGGUGAUCUCCAAGUUCCCUUUCAACCCAACCCAGUCUAUGAAACUCAUCCCAGCAUAGAAGGGUGAAGCAUGAACAUAGAUGUAAAUCAGUCCCAAAGGCAUGGCUUCAGUUUGAGUAACUGAUUUAACAUCCACUUGGUUGUUUUCCUAAUUGGAUUGCAAGCUGGGAUGGAAUUCUUCAAACUGAUUUACUCCUGAAGUCCUCUCCCUUGCUCUAGAGCAUUAGCUUGACUCUGCAGAUACUCAGCUUCCUAGGGCUGGUUGUUUAGAUUAUAUACAGCCUGCAGCACAGAGUACUGAAGAGAAGUCUUGAGCUGACCACAAAAGCUUCAGCAGCAGGUCCUGUUAGUUCUGCAGUUCUUGCUGCUUGAAGUGCAUCCUUUUCUCGUCAGGUGCAGAUAGAAAUCUCUGUCAGGGCUUUUGAGGGACUUGUGGGACUGUGUGUGCAAAAAGCACUGUAAAUAAACAGACUCUCUGGGUUUUGUUU
Messenger RNA from Pogoniulus pusillus (Red-fronted tinkerbird), 2831 nucleotides. RefSeq names its product prolyl 4-hydroxylase subunit alpha 2 (gene P4HA2). Gene Ontology annotation, cellular component: endoplasmic reticulum. Gene Ontology annotation, biological process: peptidyl-proline hydroxylation to 4-hydroxy-L-proline. Gene Ontology annotation, molecular function: procollagen-proline 4-dioxygenase activity; protein binding; L-ascorbic acid binding. Bases 123 to 1538 code for a protein of 471 amino acids. The record is from RefSeq and is a predicted model, not a curated record. Lineage: Eukaryota; Metazoa; Chordata; Aves; Piciformes; Lybiidae. The transcript is spliced from 13 exons.